Molecule: messenger RNA, 1380 nt
Organism: Colletotrichum phormii
Lineage: Eukaryota; Fungi; Ascomycota; Sordariomycetes; Glomerellales; Glomerellaceae
Exons: 5
Coding region: 1-1380 (459 amino acids)
Source: RefSeq, a predicted model, not a curated record
AUGCCCCGCUACUAUGCAUUUCCGUUUGAUCCCAACCCAGACUGGAGUUGUUUCUAUGCGAGGGGAGCUGAGAUUCUCAAAUACAUGAAAGACACAGUCAGAAAGUGGAAUCUUGAUCGCGAUCUUCAGUUGAACACCAAAGUUGUUGGCGCUGGAGAACAGCGUGACGAGUUGUGUCACGUCUUGAUCUCUGCACAAGGUGUACUGGUUCACGAAUCCUGGCCUGACGUCCCUGGUCUACGAGAUUUCGAGGGCCACAUCACUCACUCAGCUCGCUGGGAUCACGACUUUGACUACUCUAACAAGAGAAUUGCUAUCGUGCCUCAGAUGGCCAAGCUACCUGGAAUCGACGUGAUGAACUUCAUCCGCGGACCGGCUUGGGUAUACUAUCGCGCGCCUCCAUCCAAGCACCUUGAAAGGGACGACCCGGAUCCUAACCCACGAUAUACCGACGAGGAGAGAAAAAGAUUCCAUGACCCUGAGUAUCACCUCGAACAUCGCAAGGUAAUCAUUUCGCGCACCAACAAGUCCUUCUACAUCUUCAUGAAGGGCGAGAACAACAAGGAGGGCAUGAGAUUGGCAGCAGCACAAAUGGCAGAAAAGCUGGGCCAUGACCCGGAGUUGUGUGAAAAGCUCAUACCAAAGUGGGAGUUGGGAUGCCGUCGCAUUACGCCUGGUCCUGGCUAUCUGGAGUCAUUCUUGCGACCAAACUGCAACAUCACCAACAGUGCUAUCACCAGCGUUUCGAAGAACGGUGUUCACACAGCCGAUGGCAAAUUCUAUGAGUGUGACGUUAUUGUCUGCGCUACUGGAUUCGACGUUUCUCAUCGUCCAAGAUACCCAAUCGUCGGAAAAGAGAAUGUUGAUCUUGCCACGAGAUGGGCAGAGGAUCCUGACUCUUACGUCUCAGUUGCUGUUCCAGACUAUCCCAACUACUUCAUGAUGAUGGGGCCCAACUGCCUAGGCGGCCAUGGGUCCUUGGUAGAGUCUCUGAACUGGACAGGAGACUACUUUGUGAAAUGGGUGAAGAAGAUGGCUACAGAGGACAUCAAAUAUGUCGAGCCGAAACAAGAGGUUGUUGAUGCUUUUAUCAAGUACAGUGACCAAGUACACAAGACACUUGUGUGGAGCGGCGGCUGCAAGAGCUGGUACAAGAGGAACCGUGUCGAUGGCAGGGUCACAGCCCUGUUCGGUGGCAGUGCCCACCUCUUCAACCGGAUGCUCACCAACAUCCGCGGCGAGGAUUUCAAUAUUUGCUGCCGUACAUCAAACCCUUUCAGGUUCAUGGACAACGGAUUCACGGAGUGGGAAAUGGAUUCAAAGAGCGACUUGUCUUGGUACGUGGAGAAAGCCGAGGUUUUACGCACCGGCGGAGUCUAG